Messenger RNA from Salvelinus sp. IW2-2015, 392 nucleotides. RefSeq names its product translationally-controlled tumor protein homolog. The record is from RefSeq and is a predicted model, not a curated record. Gene Ontology annotation, cellular component: cytoplasm. NCBI's taxonomy places the organism in Eukaryota, Metazoa, Chordata, Actinopteri, Salmoniformes, Salmonidae. Gene Ontology annotation, molecular function: calcium ion binding.
UUGGGGAACCGCUGUUUUCUGUCCUUUUCCAUACGAGUCCUGAGACGGGUAGGGAUCCAAAACCAUCUUCCCUUGAACGUCACAUCUACAAUCCAACAAAAAAUGAUAAUCUACAAGGAUAUCCUCACCGGAGAUGAGCUAUUCACCGAGGUUUACAAAAUCACGGAGGUCUGCGACGGUAUGCUGUACGAGGUACAGGGAAAGCUCACUUCCAGAUCGGAGGACGUCGACGGUGCUUUGAUCGGUGCCAACGCCUCUGCGGAGGGCGGAGAUGAGGGCAGUGAAGCAGCCACAGUCAGCGGAGUUGACAUUGUGCUCAACAGCAAACUGCAGGAGACCUCAGCCUACAACAAGAAGGCCUACCAGAGCUACAUCAAGGGCUAUAUGAAGGC